AGAUGGAAGGUGUUUGCAAGUUGCAACUGCCAAGCUUUUUGCAUUCAUGGAGGAAGAGGAUGGUAGCCCAAACUCUCUUUCUAAAUCUCAAAAUCAAUCUCACUCCCAAGGAGGAACAACAGAGAGGAACAUGAAGAAGAAGAAGAACAAGAAGCAUAGUCUUCCUCUGAGGAUGUUUAUUUCAGUGGAUGGAGAUGAUGUGGUGCGCCCUGACUGUCCUAAUGCUUCCAAUCCUUUCCACAAGUGUGCAGACUACUGUUCCUUGAGAACUUCUGACCAAGCUAAGAAACAGGAAGGAAGCAAGGGAGUGAAAAAGGUGGUGGAAGCAAGGAGGCAUGUAGAUCCAAACUGCAGACAUGCAUCAAAUCCUUAUCAUUCAUGUGGUCCAUAUUGUUAUGAAGAUGAAGGAGAGAGUUCAUAUAGUUCUUAUUCCUCUUCAUCUUUUCGUCAAUUAAAAGGGGAGAAGAAGGAAGAGGUAAAGAAGACUGGAGAUGUGGAUCCUAUGUGUAAAAAUGCAUCUAAUCCUUUUCACAAGUGUUCUGAUUAUUGCUUCAGAGGCAGCACAGAUGAAAGGAAGGAAAGUGUAAAGGAUGUUGGAAAGGGGAGAGAUGGAGAUGAGACUAAAAGUAAUGGGAAUCUGAAUUGUCCUAAUGCAUCCAAUCCAUUCCAUGUUUGUGGGAGUUAUUGCCUGCCAGUGAUCCCAAAGAAAGGCCAGAACAAGGGAAAUAUAAAGAAGCCAACAGAGAGCUCAAACUGUAAAUAUGCUUCAAAUCCUUUUCACAACUGUUCUGAAUUCUGCUCCUCAGGGGAAGGAGGUUUUGUUCCAAAGAAACCAGAGAAAAGGAAUGUCUAUUCCAAUCCUGAAAAAGUUUCAGUAAAAACUGAUGAAACAGUAGAAGUAAGCACUGAAGCAGUGAAGGUCUCUGAGAAGAAGCCAAUCAGCAGAAAUUCAUCUACUUCAUGUUCUGAAAGCAGCAAGGAACAUUUUCAGAGUUUUUAUGAACAGGAAUUACUAGAGAGAUUUGGGAUUUUGAGAGGCAAUGAGGAUGAUUUGGUGGAAACUGAGAAGAGGGAAAUGCACCUUAAGCACAUUGACUCCUUUGAUUUAAACCAUCAAUUCAUAGCACAUUGCAGACAGAGCAAUCAUGAAGAUUUCUACCAAUUUGAGAAAGUUUUGAUUGCAGAGAAGAGCAUGGGAGAUUGGCAAAUGCAGGAUAAUCAGUGGAUUAAUACUUGCAAUUCAGACGGUAAAAUUUCUGCAUAUUGCCUUCAAAAACCCUCCCAUGAGAGUAACCAAUCUGAGGAUGGGAAGACUGUGAUACCUUCUUCAUCAACAAUUCGCUUUGCAUUGCUGCUACUUUCAGUCUUAUAUUACAUUGCCCAUGUUAUUAUCACUGGAGGUGUGGCAAUGGACCAAAAUACAUCCAGAAGUAAAGAGAGGAAGGAUGAAAAGACAAGAUGCAACGUGAAUUGUUUUGAUGAAAUGAAUAGAGAUAUGUAAUAAUAUUUCUGUUACAUCAAACUGUUCCAUUGCAAUGUAAUACAUUCAUUUUGGAUCUGUGUAGCUAAC
Dioscorea cayenensis subsp. rotundata (Guinea yam) is the source of this 1570-nucleotide messenger RNA. RefSeq lists its product as uncharacterized. NCBI's taxonomy places the organism in Eukaryota, Viridiplantae, Streptophyta, Magnoliopsida, Dioscoreales, Dioscoreaceae. The record is from RefSeq and is a predicted model, not a curated record. Gene Ontology annotation, cellular component: Prp19 complex; catalytic step 2 spliceosome; post-mRNA release spliceosomal complex. The transcript is spliced from 8 exons. The coding region runs from base 47 to 1501 and encodes 484 amino acids.